Molecule: messenger RNA, 1918 nt
Organism: Ananas comosus (pineapple)
Lineage: Eukaryota; Viridiplantae; Streptophyta; Magnoliopsida; Poales; Bromeliaceae
Exons: 3
Coding region: 64-1335 (423 amino acids)
Source: RefSeq, a predicted model, not a curated record
GACAAUGUUAUCCGCUUCGUUGCGAAGCGCUUUAUCCCACCGUUCCCUCCGCACGCCAAAAACAUGGAAGCCGCAGCAGCUGCGGUGGCCGCAUACCGCCCCUCGACCACAAACACAAACACUCGCAUCAAAACCACAACAACCCUUCCGCUCAAAACCGUCCCACGACGCACCCCCUCCUCCUCAAUCCUACGGUCCCCCGCUCGCCGCGUCCACCGCUCGCGCGCCGCCGAUCCGAAAUCCCCGCCGUCCAUCUCGUCCCCGCCCUCCGAUGGCCUGGUGUUCGACGCGGGCCCCACCGCCCGCGCCUCCUGGGACUGCCACGUGGUCGGCUCCCCGGUGGUCGAGCGCUACCUCACCGACGCCAGCGAGCGGUGGCUGAUGUGGUACCACGGCCUCGGCCCGCGCGGCGGCGCCGACGCGGUCGGAAUCGCGGUUUCCAACAACGGCGUCCACUGGGAACGCGGCUCCGGCGACGUCGCGAGCGGCGACGACGUGGGCCGCGUGAUGGGCCCGAGCACCGAUUGGUGGGCGUUCGACACCGAGCGCGUUCGACCGUCCGAUGUGCUCAUCAUGUCCAGUGCGAAGCUCCGAACCCCCGGCGCCGUGUACUGGCUCUACUACACCGGGUUCGGCCCCGAGAAGGUCGCGUUCCCGAACGCGGCUCCUUCGGAGAACGGCGUUUCCAAGUCGCUCCCGGGGCUCGCCGUGAGCCAGGACGGUCGCCAUUGGGCGCGGAUAGAAGGCGAGCACCACAGCGGUGCGCUUAUCGACGUCGGGGCUCCCAGAGAGUGGGACUCGUUGUUCGUCUCCUCCCCGAAGGUGGUAUACCACGGGGGAGGCGAUUUGCGGAUGUACUACCAUUCGUUCGAUGUGAAUUGCGGGCGGUAUGCGAUCGGGAUCGCCAGGUCGAGGGACGGGAUUCGGUGGGUGAAAUUGGGGAAAGUGCUCGACGGCGGAGCCGCCGGGUGUUUCGACGAGGGUGGCGUGCGGUGCGGGCAUGUUGUGAGGGACCAGAAGGAUGGGAAGUAUGUUAUGGUGUAUGAAGGUGUUUGUGGAAAUGGCCGAACGAGUAUCGGGUUGGCGGAGAGUGUCGAUGGAUUGAAGAAUUGGAGGAGAUGUGGUGAUGGGCCGAUACUAAGUGCUUCAACGGAAGAUAAUGGAUGGGAUAAUCAAGGGAUCGGAGAUCCGUGCUUGAUCCGAGUGGAAGGGGGGGAUGAGUGGAGGCUUUAUUAUGGUGGUAGUAGUAGGAGUGGGAGAACCGGCAUUGGGAUGGCGGUUUCGGAGGGUGGGGAGCUCGGUAGCUUCAGUAAGUGGAAGGGAUUUAAUGUAUGAAAAUGGAUAGCCAUGUUCAGCUCUAGUGCUAUGUAAUACAUGCACUACGAAGCAACCUUUAAGUCCAUCGCCCGAAAGUUAAAAAUAUAUCUUAUGGAGACAGGCACCUUUAUGGUGGCACGGUGAUCAUCAAAGCAUUUAAAUGAGGGAGGGACAAUAGCGAGUGGAGAGAAAAGUAUAUCCUUUCCGACUGGUUUGCAGAGUUGGAUUAGAAGCAGCCAUGGGCAAAAGGGCGAGGCAACAACAUGGGAAUUAAAUAAAGCGAUGGCGACUGACAACGGUUUCAAUGGGACCGAGAGUACGUAUUCCUUUCCUUCAGUGCCAGAGGGAGCAGAGUUGAGAAGUUGGGUCACAAAGCGCCAUUAUGACGAUCAUUUAUUCUGUUUAGACUAAAGGUUUCACUAUGGUAGUUUCGAUACAAUAGGUUUGACCUGCAGAAAUAACCUUCUUGAUUUAUGGGUGAAAGAAUAUUUGCUAUAACCUUCUCUGAUCUCGUUUGUAUUGGAUUGUAUUUUUUUUUCUACUAGUCAGUGGAUUCUCAUGACUUUAUAAUAAUGAAAGUACCAGAAUUCCUACCCUUUAA